Messenger RNA from Aspergillus welwitschiae, 1308 nucleotides. RefSeq names its product ATP synthase subunit C family protein. The transcript has a single exon. NCBI's taxonomy places the organism in Eukaryota, Fungi, Ascomycota, Eurotiomycetes, Eurotiales, Aspergillaceae. Gene Ontology annotation, biological process: proton transmembrane transport; proton motive force-driven ATP synthesis. The record is from RefSeq and is a predicted model, not a curated record. Gene Ontology annotation, molecular function: proton transmembrane transporter activity. Bases 119 to 592 code for a protein of 157 amino acids.
CUGUUGUCACUUUUCCUCCAGCUUUUUCCUCCAGAAAAGUUCUCCUUCCUUCUUUCCCUUCCCAAUCCCAUCAUUUUCUAGAGAAACUCCUCUCUCAGAACCACCACAAACCAUCACAAUGGCCUCCUCCCGUGUCUUCGCCCAGCGUCUGGCCUCCACCAUGGCCGCGACCACCAAGGUCGCUCGCCCUGCCGCUCGCCUCCAGCUUGCCCCCAAGCGCACCUUCACCACCCAGCGCAAGGCCGUCCCCAUGACCCCCUUCCAGACCGUCAAGCGUCAGUCUCCCUCCGGCCUCAUCCAGGCCAACGCUCGCCAGGCUUUCGCUGCCCAGCAGGCCCGCCGCCAGUACUCCUCUGAAAUCGCCGACGCCAUGGUCCAGGUCUCCCAGAACCUGGGUAUGGGUUCCGCUGCCAUCGGUCUCGGUGGUGCCGGUAUCGGUAUCGGUCUCGUCUUCGGUGCCCUCCUCCUCUCCGUCUCCCGCAACCCUGCCCUCCGUGGUCAGCUCUUCUCCUACGCCAUUCUUGGUUUCGCCUUCGUCGAGGCCAUUGGUCUGUUCGACCUGAUGGUUGCCAUGAUGUGCAAGUACGUUUAAAUUAUGACCGAGGGAUGAUUGCAGUCACGACAUCUGCGGAGAUUUUAUGAUCCACUCCAAACCUCCGAUUGCAAACCAUUACUAUUUUGGAGAGAUAAGGGGAAUUUGGAGGAAUAUCAGCAAAAUUCUUUGUUUUUGAGAUUGUCAUGGCUGUGAUAGGAGGUAAUUCUAUUGUGGUGGUCUUUUUAUAUAUCAUGUACUACUUUUCCCGUCAUCAUCUACAACCAUCAAAUACACUGUACAUAUAGAGAUUUAAAAUGGCCACUAAACUCCACGGAUUUGCCAGCUACAUUUGAUUGUAGAAUUGGGACGUUAUAUCCACAUCGAUCUUGAUGAUUCUGCUGCUGUUCAAAUCCUGCCAGUUUUGACCCAUGACUGGGAAAAAACCUGGGGUAACGACAGUGCUCGGUCCAGCUAAGCUGGUCAGGUCAGAUCUCUGAACCAAUUAUCAUAUGAUCACGCUUUCAAGCUUGUCGGUCAGACUGAACAGCUAGACAAAGACCUGGUCUCUGAAGGCGUAAGGUGUGGUUGUCAGCCAGACAGGUACGAGCUUGAUGCCAGCUGUCGACAACGAAACGGUUGUCCCGGAGUCUCCGGGGAGCUCUUCCCUCCCGGCUCCCUCCCAACAAAGGGCGAUUACCGCCUUAUAAACCAGCUUCCUCCUAACAUCUAACUACACCAUGACAGUCAAUUGAACUAAUUUCGAACCUAGAGAA